CUUUGGAGUUUGAUAUGAUGUGAUUACAGAAUCACCCCAGUGACACGUUGCCAAAUUCAGCAGAAUGAGGGUCUGAGUCUUCCGGGUGGUGAUCUCUGAAAUUGCUCAGUGAGCACCCCUAAUUUUGCUGAUUUAUUGCUGAUAAUCACUCACAAUGGAAACCAAUCAAAAAUGUGGGGAUGGACUGACUGGCACACAGAAAGAAGCUGCGCUGCGAUCUCUUAUCCAGCGCACUGGAUAUCACAUACACCAGGAAAAUGGCCAGAGGAGAUACGGUGGCCCACCUCCUGGAUGGGAAGGCUCACCUCCCGAAAGAGGCAGUGAGAUUUUUGUGGGAAAGCUUCCUCGAGACCUCUUUGAAGAUGAACUGGUGCCACUCUGUGAAAAAUUUGGCAAAAUUUAUGAAGUACGGAUGAUGAUGGACUUCAAUGGCAACAAUCGAGGCUAUGCAUUUGUUACCUUCUCCACAAAACAAGAAGCUAAGAAUGCCAUGAAACAGCUCAACAACUAUGAAAUCCGGAAUGGAAGGCUUCUGGGUGUGUGUGCAAGUGUAGACAACUGUCGCCUAUUUGUGGGUGGUAUUCCAAAGACUAAAAAGAGAGAAGAGAUCCUGGCAGAGAUGAAGAAAGUGACGGAUGGUGUCAUGGAUGUCAUUGUUUACCCAAGCGCUGCUGACAAGGCCAAGAACCGAGGUUUUGCAUUUGUGGAAUAUGAGACCCACAGAGCUGCUGCCAUGGCCAGGAGGAAACUGCUCCCAGGAAGGAUUCAGCUGUGGGGUCAUCCUAUUGCAGUCGACUGGGCUGAACCUGAAGUGGAAGUAGAUGAGGACACCAUGGCCACAGUGAAGAUCCUCUAUGUUCGUAAUCUGAUGUUGCCCACCACAGAGGAGACUAUUGAAAAGGAGUUCAAUAGCAUCAAACCUGGUGCUGUUGAACGUGUGAAGAAGAUCCGAGACUAUGCUUUUGUUCAUUUCUCUCAAAGGGAGGACGCCAUCAAUGCCAUGAAUACACUGAAUGGAAAGGUUAUUGACGGUUCACCAAUUGAGGUCACAUUGGCCAAGCCUGUGGACAAGGACAGCUAUGUGCGGUACACCCGAGGCACAGGGGGCCGUGGUGGUACUGUGCUCCAAGGAGAUUAUGCUUACACUGUAGGCCAGAUGUACGAUCCCUCAGCUGCCUACCUAGGAGCACCGAUAUUCUACGCCCCCCAUGCAUACGCAACCAUCCCAAACCAGUUCCGCUUCCCCAGUACUAAGGGGCAAAUGAGUACCAGGGGUCUUGUCCGCACACCCUCUGUGAGAGAAAUUUACAUGAAUGUACCUGUAGGGGCAGCGGGCGUACGUGGUUUAGGCGGGCGAGGAUAUCUUGCCUAUGCAGGUGUGGGUCGUGGCUGUGCCACAUACCAACUCAAGACAGACAAACGCCCCGACGACAAGCUCUAUGACCUUCUUCCUGGCAUGGAGCUCACGCCCAUGAACCCAGUCACUCUGAAGCCCCAAGGCAUCAAACACGCCCCACAGAUCUUGGAAGAUAUUUGCCAAAAGAAUAACUGGGGGCAACCUGUCUACCAGCUUCACUCUGCUAUUGGACCAGAUCAGAGGCAACUGUUCCUUUAUAAAGUCACCAUCCCUGCUCUUGCUACUCAAUAUCCAAAUAUACACCCAUUCACCCCUGCCAAACUCUGUGCAUCGAUGGAUGAGGCGAAGUUGCAUGCGGCCGAACACACGCUGCAGAUCCUUGGUGUUCAGACAGAGGGCGCCGAUGCCUCUGCUGCUGCGGCUGUUGCUGCUGCAUUCCCAGGUUAUGCAAUUGCCAGCACCACUGGCACUCAGCUGAAACAGGCCGUUUCUCUGGGCCAGGAUCUGACUGCCUAUGCAACCUAUGAGGGUUACCCUGCUUUUGCUGUGGCAGCCCGUGGCGAUGGAUAUGGAGUGUUUUAAAAGAACGAACUAACAGUCUCUGUAGUGUUUAUGUUAAUCUGUUCCACGUGUUCGACUGUGUUUAUAGGUUUAGUAGUGAUUUUUUUUUAUCUUCCUAAGUGUAUUUUUUGUUAGCAUUUUUGCAAUAUUUUAGAUUGUGAGUCAUCUUUUGACUACUCAGGAACAGGGCAGCCUGAAGGCUGCCCACAAAUCAAUCCCAAACCUUUCCAAAAAAAACCCCUAACAAAACGACAAUAUGUUUUAUUGCUGUUAGUCAAGGCAUGGAUUUCUUUCAUUGAAACGGUACUUGUGUCAUAAUUUGUGGUCAUCCAGGAUAGUACCCCCCCCCCCCCCCCCCCCCCAUCCAGUUUGAUCAUUAAUUUUUUAUAAAGUAUGACUUAUAGUAACUUAGGCUUGACUCUGGUUCAACUCUAAAAGAUUAUCUUUAAAACGGAAUCAUUUAUGUGGUUUUAAAGGGGACCUGUUAUGCAAAAAUCACUUUUACAAGGGGUUUAAACUAGGGCUGCACGAUAUUGAUGUUGCGAUAUUUUAUUUGUUUGCUAGAUAUGAAUACUAGGGUUGUGUGAUGUUGACAAAUUUGGCAUCGUACGAUGUCUAAUGUGAAACAUCACGAUGGACAAUGGCAUCGUCGUCGUAGGUCACAGUGAAUUAAUUAUUUAUGAAUAAUUAUUAAUUCAUAAAGAAUUUAUUAUUUGUAGCCUACCGUUUCAACUACCUGACCCGCAUGGUCUUUGUUUUACCCGUAAACAAAUCAUAAAUAAAUAAACAGAAGUUACACACAAA
Molecule: messenger RNA, 2722 nt
Organism: Danio aesculapii
Lineage: Eukaryota; Metazoa; Chordata; Actinopteri; Cypriniformes; Danionidae
Gene: a1cf
Product: apobec1 complementation factor
Exons: 12
Coding region: 155-1939 (594 amino acids)
Cellular component (GO): nucleus
Molecular function (GO): mRNA binding
Source: RefSeq, a predicted model, not a curated record